This is a messenger RNA of Aphidius gifuensis, 1176 nucleotides long. It is a transcript of the gene colt, whose product is annotated as congested-like trachea protein. Gene Ontology annotation, molecular function: O-acyl-L-carnitine transmembrane transporter activity. Gene Ontology annotation, biological process: carnitine transmembrane transport; mitochondrial transport. NCBI's taxonomy places the organism in Eukaryota, Metazoa, Arthropoda, Insecta, Hymenoptera, Braconidae. The record is from RefSeq and is a predicted model, not a curated record. Bases 266 to 1153 code for a protein of 295 amino acids. Gene Ontology annotation, cellular component: mitochondrial envelope. The transcript has 5 exons.
UAUGUGCAUAUGAUAAUUAUUGGUUGCAACUUGCAAGCAGCAUGGCAGCAUCAUCGACUACUUAUAUUAAGUUUUACUAUUAUUUAGCUAGCCUAGCCAACUUUAUGUACAUAAUAAUUUUUUCUACUAUUUGUCAUUGACACACUUAAAUAGUUAGUUAAUCAAUUAAUAGAAGAUAUUAAAUUAAAUUAAAUAUAGGUAUAUUUUUAUUAUUAAAAAAUCAAUAAUUAUUUAAAUAAUUAAAAACAAUUAAAAAUAAUUAAAAAUGACUGAAACUUCACAUUAUAUUGAAAGUUUUGUAAGUGGUGGUGUUGGUGGUGUAUGUACAGUUGUAGUUGGACAUCCUCUUGAUACGAUUAAAGUUAGAUUGCAAACAUCUCCAAUACCAAAACCUGGUGAAUCACCACUUUACAAAGGAACAUGGGAUUGUGCAAAAAAAACUGUUGCAAAAGAAGGAUUUCGUGGUCUUUACAAAGGCAUGGGUGCUCCAUUGACUGGUGUUGCUCCAGUAUUUGCAAUAAGUUUUUUGGGUUAUGGACUUGGUAAAGAUUUACAAAAAAAUAAAAAUCAAGAUGAUGAAUUGACAUUGAUACAAUUAUUUAAUGCUGGUGCAUUCAGUGGUAUAUUUACAACAAGUAUAUUGGCACCUGGUGAAAGAAUCAAAUGUUUAUUACAAGUUCAACACAAUCAAGGUACCUCAACUUACAAUGGACCUGUUGAUUGUGCAAAAAAAUUGUAUAAACAAGGUGGUAUACGUAGUAUAUACAAAGGAACUGGACUAACAUUAUUAAGAGAUAUACCUGCAAGUGGAGUUUAUUUUUUGACAUAUGAUGGAUUAAAAAGAUACAUGUCAAAAGAUAAUCAGCCACCUGGUAUAUUACCAACAAUAUUUGCUGGUGGAUGUGCUGGUAUUACAAAUUGGAUUGUUGCUAUGCCACCUGAUGUUUUAAAGAGUCGAUUCCAAGCUGCACCUGAAGGAACAUACAAGGGUAUUGGUGAUGUAUUUAAAGUAUUGAUGCGUCAAGAGGGUCCAUUUGCACUUUACAAAGGAUUUGUGCCAGUUAUGCUCAGGGCUUUUCCAGCAAAUGCAGCAUGUUUUGUUGGUUUUGAAUUAUCAGUUAGGUUAUUUAAAUGGGCAUCAUCAAAUUUAUAAUAAUAUAUUUAUUUUCUAAUGAA